AGCAGCACCACGACUAGCAGCACCACGACUAGCAGCGAGAGCACCACGACUAGCAGCACUACGACCACAGAAACAACGACGAGCACAACCACUACCGACUGUCCCGUCCAAGCAACUGGUACUGGAUCCAAAACGUAUUUCAUCCGAUGUGACGUAGCUUUCACAGGAGACAUUAUCGCAAACCCUGGUGUCGGAGGCGGCGGCCGCCGCCUCAGACAUCGUGCCGUGUUGACGCCGCUUGAAGAAUGCCAGGAGGAUUGUGACGCCCUUACAGCAUGCGUUGCUCUGAACUCGCAGGAGGCUCUAGGUCUUAACGGCUGCACGCUCUUCUCGAGAGUGAACGACAGACUGGUUGUUCUCCCAGGCAACGUCGCUGCCAGAGUCAUCAGUACCAGCACUACGACCACGACUACCACGACAACUACCCCCUCUACCACUCCCUCAACUACUCCGAGCACUACGCCCAGCACCACUCCAUCAACAACCCCGUCAACCACACCGAGCACCACACCGUCUACAACUCCGAGCACUACGCCUAGCACAACGCCGUCUACAACACCGAGCACUACGCCCAGCACUACUCCCUCUAUGACCACCACUGCUUCAACUACGACCAGCUCGAGUGCUCCACCUGUACCAACUUGCGCGAUCUGUGGCAACGGUGGAACUGCUCUCUGCGGUUCAGAUGACUGCUUUUGUUUCCAACCGGUAAGUAAUGCGGCGGCUAGAUGUGCCGGUGGGGCGACCUGCGAGCCCUGCAACACUGACGGCGAUUGCACGGCGACGGAUGAAGUUUGUGCCCUUGAUUGUUCAGGCGCUUGUGGCCAAGGUGUAGGAGCGAGAUUAUGCGCCUCCGUUAACGACGGUUUUUGUACUGUUCAACCCGCAUCGGCCAAGAGGGAUUUGGAAAGAGUUUUCGACGUGUACAAAGGGGUAAAGCGGCCACACCAGCGUCGCAAGCUCAUUGGAGACAGACUUCAAGCUGUCUAAGUAGCUUGGUGCGUACGUACUGAGAUGCUGUGGAAGCAUGAUGCUGUUUGCUUGAUAAAGAUCUUUGUGGAGGGAGCGGAAGUGCUCAGCAGAAUAUAUGGAUGGGGCCGAUCCCGAC
Messenger RNA from Cercospora beticola, 1108 nucleotides. The record is from RefSeq and is a predicted model, not a curated record. NCBI's taxonomy places the organism in Eukaryota, Fungi, Ascomycota, Dothideomycetes, Mycosphaerellales, Mycosphaerellaceae.